GACUUAAGAGGUGAGUGGUAGUUUUAUGGACAACAUGGGAAAUCACCAAUUUAUUUGUGAGAGUAUACAAUGAUGUUCUUUUCUUUCUGGUGUGGAUAGAUAGAAUAGAUAGGGUGUGGGAAAUAAGAACAGCAACUUCUCUUUACUGUGUGUGAAAAAAAUGGCCACACUCACACUUUUAUCAUCUCUGUCUCUGCGCUCUUCUUCUUCUUCUUCUUCUUCUUCUUUUACACUCUCUUCUUCUUUUUCUUCUCCCUCCUCCUUUGCCUUUUUUUGUAGCUUCCCCUUGCGCUCUGCCACUUCAUCAUUGAAGGUACAAACAAUUCAGAAGAAGAAGCGCGUGGUGAAGGCAGUGGAAGAAGAUACCCAGCAAGAACUCAACGCUGCUGAUGACUCUGAACAACCAUCAACCUCCGAAGCACCACCCGUUGUGGUUCCCGUUUCCCCAUCAGAUACUCUCACCAUGUUCUUUCAGGCAGAGGGAACAGUGAGUGAAACAGCUAUUCCAGCUUUGACCAAAGCUUUAGAGGAGACAGAAGGUGUUACAGAUUUGAAGGUUCAGCUUGCUGAAGGACUUGCAAUUUUAGAGUUGAAGAAGCAGACAACAGUCCAAGCUACAGGAGUGGCUUCUAGUCUUGUAGAAACCAUACAAGGUUCAGGCUUUAAAUUACAGACAUUAAAUCUGAGUUUUGAGGAUGAAGAAGUUGCAGUUGCCUAGAUUAAAUGUACUGGUGUAAUAACAAUAGUUUGAGGGAGGUAAAAAAAAGGGUUUAAAGAACUUGCCUUUCACACUUUUUUGACUAGAGCCUCCAACAAUCAUUUUGGUUUGUAUAGGGCUGACUGAGGGUAUUGGUUAUUAUUGUUGUUGUUCUUGUUAUCAUUAUUGUUAUUAUUUCCUGAAAAAAGUGAGAUUAUUUGAUGAUGAAAGCCUUCAAUUGAUAAAAAUGUGAGAUUAGGACCA
Glycine soja is the source of this 961-nucleotide messenger RNA. RefSeq lists its product as uncharacterized. The record is from RefSeq and is a predicted model, not a curated record. The coding region runs from base 161 to 718 and encodes 185 amino acids. Gene Ontology annotation, cellular component: chloroplast. The transcript is spliced from 4 exons. NCBI's taxonomy places the organism in Eukaryota, Viridiplantae, Streptophyta, Magnoliopsida, Fabales, Fabaceae.